UCACAUUUCAUGUUGCUGACACCUCAGCACUUUUCCCUGGAGCUUAAUCAUAAUGUUCUCAAGAAUUCCAACCUUUCAUACAUGACACUGUUACAUCACAGACAUCAUCUGCUGUAAAAUUCCACUGGCCCCUCAUGUACCCACUAUGUCCCAUCAUUGUCUCGGGAUGCUCUAAAUACGGAAAUAAAAUAUUAAAACCGGCAAAAUUGAAAGGUUACAAUAGGAUGCCACUGCUUUGAUUUGGGGCUGCAUUCAGUGUGCUUCUGUGGAGUUUUCUGUUCUCGUGAUGAACUCUUGAGCGUAGAGGAAAUGCCACUGAAAAAGAAGCUAUCACUUGUUGAGCAAAAUAAGCAGAAACCUGCUGCUGAGUUGGAGACAGGCGAUCAUCAGGAUAGAAUUGGGUGUGCAGAUGCUUCAAGAACCAUUGCUUGCCCUACGCCAUGCAAUCCAGGUUUCUCUGGAGCUCCAACAGUAGAAACAGGUGAUUCGAUAGAAAUCUCAUGGAAGACAUUUCUGUCUGUGUUAAGGUCAAUGGAGGAAUGUUCAGACAGCAAGAUGAAUGCCUUGGUUCCACAGCUAAUAACAUCUCAAUCAGUUUUGACAAGAAAGAAGAUCGCCACCAAGACUGAAAAAAUAAGAAAAGGCAGAUCAAGUGUUUUCCCUGUUAUACGGAAAUCUGGGGAAAAGUCAAAUGUAGUACUCCAAAAGGAAAGGGAGCGGAGUGCUGUUCACAGCUCAAAGCAAGAUGGAGAGAAAAUUAGAAUCGGAUCAGGUCACCCUGAUUCCUGUGGAAAGAUUCCUAAAGGAGACGCAUGUCGUACAGCAAGCAAAACCAAGCUCGAACAAUCAUUGACUGAGACAGGUUACAUCCCGUUGCCUUUGUCUCUACCUGACCCCAAAGCUACAGUGCAAAGACAGAGGGAAGUACCGCCGUUAAUUUCUCAGGAAAAUACUUCUCUGACACACAAGCUCAAGAAAGGACUGACAAAUCAUAAGGACCGACAUCAGCAGUGCUGCUUCUUGGACUUCCUUGUUCCUUUCCGCUGCUCCAAAUCCAAGAAUAAGACAAGCAGCAUUGCCAGAGGGAGGAGUGAACAUUUUAAUGGAGACAGGUCUAAAACAUGGAGCUCUGUCAUUAUGGGGGGUGAAAGACGUGCCCCAAACGGUGGUGAUCUCAAUUUCUUCAACAUCUGUUGUUUACCAGUGAGAAGGAACCGAAGAAUUCAGCCGAAGUCAUCACAAGCAGAGGCACUUUCUCAGUCUCAGCUGCCAUCUCAGGAGAGCAGCCACCUGGGAUCGAACAAAGUUUUCCGUCAGAAAUUAAAUAGCAGCGUUAGCGUGCUCCCUCACUUGGAAUGCCACUCUAGGACCAAUGUGGUUUCAAAUGCUGUAAAAGCUCAAUUACAAGAUGCUACCCUUCCACAAAUAGCCACCAAGAACUUGCAGAAUGUAAAUUCAUCACAUCAGCAGGAAAACAGAACUCAUAGUCAGCAGUUUCCUCCAACUGUGCCUGAAAACAGUACCAGAGUGCUGUCCAGCAAGACAGAGCUAGAAAAAGCCCACAAUUUAAAGCUGCCUCUGACUGCAGCAGAAGCUUUGAAACAUUUUAAAAACCAGUUAACGCCACAUGAACAACGAGAAAUUAAGGAUUAUAAAGAGCUGUGGUUUCUUGGACUUGGAGCUAAAAAGAUUGAUGGACAUAUUGAUGGAGAUAAUAAUACAUUUGAUGAUGAUCAUGGCUGCUACAAAAAGGUUGUAAGUGACCAUCUUUCAUACAGAUAUGAAAUGCUAUCUGUUAUUGGGAAAGGAUCAUUUGGGCAUGUUCUCAAGUGUUUGGACCACAAGACAGGUGAAAAAGUAGCAGUGAAAAUAAUAAGGAACAAAAAGAGAUUUCAUAAUCAGGCCUUGGUAGAAGUCAGCAUCCUCAAUGCUCUCCGGCAAAAGGAUCAAGACAACAUGUUCAAUGUUGUCCACAUGAAGGAGUACUUUUACUUCCGUAAUCAUUUCUGCAUUUCCUUUGAAUUGUUAGGUAUAAAUUUGUAUGAGUUAAUCAAGAAAAAUAAUUUUCAAGGUUUUACUUCAAAUUUGAUUCGUCGAUUCACCCAGUGUAUAUUAAGAUGUUUACAGUUGCUCUACGCAGAGAAAAUUAUCCACUGUGAUCUAAAGCCUGAGAACAUAUUAAUAAACCAACCCCAACCGGGGCAACUUUCUUUUAAAGUUAUAGACUUUGGAUCAAGCUGCUACGAACACCAAAGAGUGUACACAUAUGUCCAGAGUCGAUUUUAUCGGUCCCCAGAAGUAAUUCUUGGUCACCCCUACACAACCCCUAUUGACAUGUGGAGUCUAGGAUGCAUCAUGGCUGAACUCUACACAGGGUACCCGCUUUUUCCUGGAGAGAAUGAAGUGGAACAGCUUGCGUGUAUCAUGGAGGUAUUGGGUCUUCCACCAGCUGAUUUCCUUCAGACUGCAUCGAGAAGGCGAACGUUCUUUGAUUCUAGCGGUUCGCCAAAGAGUGUAACAAAUAGUAGGGGGAGAAUAAGGAACCCUAACUCCAGGGAUCUGACCUCCGUAUUGAGAGUCUAUGAUGGUUCUUUCCUGGAUUUUCUGAAAAGAUGUCUUGUAUGGAAACCUGCCAUGCGCAUGACUCCAGAUGAAGCAAUGCACCACACCUGGUUGCAGGAUACUCUGCAUGUGCAUAAGCCAAAACAAAAACCCAAGACUGCUCCAAAGCUGAGUGAUGGAUCCUUCAUCCCCCCAGAGAAGAAAAAGGAGAAUGUUCAUAAAAAUGCACAGUUAGAAAAAGAGGAUGUCAACUGGCAUCACCCUACUGCAGAAGUAAAAUGUGAACCUGCUGAAAAAUUGCCUGUUGCAAAUCAAAAGCUCUCUCCCAUUGUGUCAGAAGAAGUGAAUGAGGAUGAAAAUCCAGACCCCAGCAAGCAGGGUACUCCAGAAAAAGAACAGGAAACCCCAAUUGACAAACCGGUUAAAAGAGAACAGAGGGACCAUAGGACUGAGAAGGUUAUGCACAAAAAUACAAACAUCUUGCCACCCAUUAAGCACAAGCAGUGACUGGUCCUCUUUCCAUACCUUUGUGGUGUGUUUUCUAGAUAAGGCAAGUUGAAAAGCUGGGACUACACUGAAGAAGAUGCUGCUAUGACCACUAUUAAAAUGUUACCUCCGUCUUCAUCCUUUAGAAGGACAGGUACUGGUACAGAUGUCUUUAAAUAUCCCGAAAGGAGGAAGUAACAUUUGUUCCUUGGGAUU
Messenger RNA from Hemicordylus capensis (graceful crag lizard), 3264 nucleotides. RefSeq names its product dual specificity tyrosine phosphorylation regulated kinase 4 (gene DYRK4). The coding region runs from base 310 to 3069 and encodes 919 amino acids. The record is from RefSeq and is a predicted model, not a curated record. NCBI's taxonomy places the organism in Eukaryota, Metazoa, Chordata, Lepidosauria, Squamata, Cordylidae. Gene Ontology annotation, molecular function: protein serine/threonine/tyrosine kinase activity; ATP binding; protein serine/threonine kinase activity. Gene Ontology annotation, cellular component: nucleus. Gene Ontology annotation, biological process: peptidyl-threonine phosphorylation; peptidyl-serine phosphorylation. The transcript has 21 exons.